CAGCCAUUCUCAUCCACACCGCCACCAUGGCCGGCCCCAGCAAGUCUUUGAUCCUCGACCCGGCCCUCCAGAAAUACUACGAACUCACCGCAAACCGAUACAAGUACUUCCGGUGGACGCCGCGCCAUGCCUGGUUCUCGUUCCUGUACAUGGCUCUGAUUCCGGGAGCUCUGGGCUACGUUGCCUACACCACUGAUGGCAAAUAUGACUUGCGCGGCAAGCGGAAGGGAGAUACCAUUGUGGAGUGGUAG
Molecule: messenger RNA, 251 nt
Organism: Aspergillus saccharolyticus JOP 1030-1
Lineage: Eukaryota; Fungi; Ascomycota; Eurotiomycetes; Eurotiales; Aspergillaceae
Product: NADH:ubiquinone oxidoreductase 6.6kD subunit
Exons: 4
Coding region: 27-251 (74 amino acids)
Cellular component (GO): mitochondrion
Source: RefSeq, a predicted model, not a curated record